AUGCCUGUGAUACCAGCUCGCAAGGCUGUAGCCUUCAAGCUGGAGGCAGGCCAGGAGCUGAAGAUCACAAACACGUUUGGCAAGCAGGUCCUCGACUUCUGGGCCUUCAACCCUGCCGAACCCAAUGACUUCCUCUCCAUGGUCCACUGCCGGACGAUCCUGCUGAGCGUAGCCCUGCACAAGGGAGACAAGCUGUACAGCACGCGGCGCGAGCCGAUCUUGGAGCUGACUGAGGACACUACGCGCGGCGUCCACGACAUGAUCUGGUCGGCAUGCGACGAGAGGCGCUACCACAUGCAGGGCUACCAAGGCUACCACGACAACUGCUCCGACAACAUGCACCAGGCACUCAGGGACAACUUUCCAGAGUUUCGCAUUGCGGACGACUGGGUGCCUGACCCUCUCAACCUGUUUAUGAACAUCCCCAUCGACCACCACGGAGGCAUCUCGAUCCGCCCUCCCACAAGCGAGGCGGGCCAGUACGUCGUGUUCCGGGCUGAGACCUCGCUCAUCAUCGUCAUGAGCUCAUGCCCGCAGGACAUUGACCCCGUCAACGCGGGGACCCCCACGGACUGCGAGUACGAGAUCCUGGGGCAGCAACCUUCUUCCGCCGCCACCACCACAAGCAUCCCUUCCUCGCUCUCCCUCAGCCCGUCACGUCCUCGCAAGGUCAAGAUCGCGCUGUCGGUCGACUUUGACGCCGUCUCUCACUGGCUAGGCACCGGCUGCCACGCGCACAACAACAUGGCCGACUACUCGUCGGGCAUCUUCGCGGGCCAGGUAGGCGUCUACCGGCUCCUCGACCUCUUCAAGUCCCACGGCGUGGCCGACAAGAUGACGUGGUUCAUCCCGGGCCACACGUCCGAGACGUUCCCCGAGGCCGCGCAGGCGGUGUUCGCGUCGGGCGCCGAGAUUGCGCUGCACGGCUACUCGCACGAGGGGAUCGCGCAGAUGACGCCCGAGCAGGAGGCCGCCGUGCUGCUCAAGUGCAUCGACGUGGCGACCAGGCUGGCGGGCGGCAAGAAGCCGCGGGGCUACCGGGCGCCCAUGUACACGAUCCGCGAGACGACGGUCAAGCUGCUGCGCGAGCACGGGUUCCUGUACGACAGCUCGCUGAUGCACCACGACUCGCAGCCGCACUUUACCCCCGCGGACGAGCCCAUCAGGCCCAUCGACUUUACGCAGCCCGCCGAGUCGUGGCUCGUGCCCUCGGCCAUCGCCUCGCAGGCGUUCCCGCCCGACGGGACGCACCCGCUCGUCGAGCUCCCCUGCGGCUGGUACAACGAGGACAUGAUGCCCAUGAUGUACCUCCCGCACCUGUCCAACAGCAUGGGCUACGUCUCCACGCGGGUCGUCGAGCAGAUGUGGAAGGACAAGUUCAUGUGGCUGUGGGAGCAGGGCUACCGGGAGGGCGACGCCUCGGCAGACUUUGUCUUCCCCUUGCUCGUGCACCCGGACGUGAGCGGGCUGGCGCACAUUAUCGGCAUGAUCGACCGGUUCUUGCAGUGGCUCAGGGGUUUCGGGGAGGCGGUUGAAUUCUGCAGGUGCGAGGACAUUGCCGAGGCUUGGCUUGCCGAGCAGGUAAAGAAGAAGCAGGCCGCUGGAUUGUGCCCACCAAAGUAG
Messenger RNA from Microdochium trichocladiopsis, 1623 nucleotides. RefSeq lists its product as uncharacterized. Gene Ontology annotation, molecular function: hydrolase activity, acting on carbon-nitrogen (but not peptide) bonds. The transcript has a single exon. Gene Ontology annotation, biological process: carbohydrate metabolic process. The record is from RefSeq and is a predicted model, not a curated record. NCBI's taxonomy places the organism in Eukaryota, Fungi, Ascomycota, Sordariomycetes, Xylariales, Microdochiaceae. The coding region runs from base 1 to 1623 and encodes 540 amino acids.